CAAAUGAAGCGCGCCGGCUGGUUGUCAACAGUCAGUGAAUGAGCCCGUGAAGCGGCCAUAUGGCUGCAUGGUUUACGCAUAGACUGUGUAUGGGGGAAUAAUAUCGGGAUCUUUAUAUAGAGUCUAUGAUUCUACGGCACAAAUCAAAGCGUGUCGUUAGUCGUUGUAUCCAGUCGAGAUUGGGCCACAACAAUGGCUCAUCUGACCCAAAACCCCGCUGAUAAAGAGAGGUUCAUCUGCCUCUACCCAGUCUACAUCAACAAUAAGAAGACGCUGGCUGAAGGACGCAGGAUCCCCACAGAGAAGGCUGUGGAGAAUCCGUCCUGCGCUGAGAUCAGAGACGUCCUGACGGCUGCUGGGCUGAACGUCUACGUGGAGAACAAAAUGCAUCCACGGGAGUGGAACAGGGAUGUCCAGUUCAGAGGUCGUUGCAGAGUUCAGCUGAAGCAGGAAGACGGCAGCCUCUGUCUGGAGAAAUUCAGCUCCCGUAAAGAUGUGAUGUUUUACGUAGCCGAGAUGAUCCCAAAACUAAAGACUCGGACCCAGAAGAGCGGAGGAGGAGACACCAGCUCUCAGCAGGGAGAGGGAGGGAAGAAGAGCAAGAAAAAGAAGAAAUGAGCGGAUUUUACUUUGAAAUUUGACGUCAUUGUGAACUUCUUGUUUAGAUCGGUGUCAGGCUGAAUCAAAUCCUGAACUCAAGCAAGUUCUUUUUUUUUUUUGGUUGAGAGGUUUGUUGUCUUUGAAGAUUUAAUGUAACUCAUUCAGCUGUAGGCAGCUGUCUUUCAUAUUUUUUUUUCUUUGCUGAACAUUGCUAUGACCUAACAUACCUACUUCCAGUUCAUCAGGUCGUGUUCAGCAAAGAAAUCAAAACAUUUCUGUCACAUUUCAAAUUUAGAAGCAGCAGGAGGAAAGGUGAGAAGUGACAGAGGAAGACGUGCGUCUGUGUUUCUGUGUGAUACCUUCCUCCGCAUUUUAUUGACCUCGUUACGUUUCUUUGGAGAAAACGACGAGAUGAAUAAAUAGUUGAUUUUGUCACCA
Messenger RNA from Xiphias gladius (swordfish), 1038 nucleotides. It is a transcript of the gene srp19, whose product is annotated as signal recognition particle 19. Gene Ontology annotation, cellular component: signal recognition particle, endoplasmic reticulum targeting. The record is from RefSeq and is a predicted model, not a curated record. Lineage: Eukaryota; Metazoa; Chordata; Actinopteri; Istiophoriformes; Xiphiidae. Bases 193 to 618 code for a protein of 141 amino acids. Gene Ontology annotation, biological process: SRP-dependent cotranslational protein targeting to membrane, signal sequence recognition; SRP-dependent cotranslational protein targeting to membrane. Gene Ontology annotation, molecular function: 7S RNA binding. The transcript has 5 exons.